AAAAACAAGAACCUGUGCAUUAUUAAAAGAACGAAGGAGAUUUCACGGACGGAAACGGAACGAGAACGAAGCCGGCAAUUACAGGAGGAUGAUACGAAGAUAUGGACAUUCUACCGAUAAACUUUAAAGCUCUACGCUUUUGCGGCGCAUGGAAAGAGCGGCAGGACGACAACAUGUGCGUUGGAUUUUUGCGCCUUUGUUACAGGUACGCGAUUUUUCUCUUGAUAUACGAGUUUACGAUAUCCGACGUGAUAGAGGUGAUUCGCACGCGCGACCACGUGCAGGAGCUGACCGAAGGGCUCUUCUUAGGCUUGACUUACUUAACGCUGUGCGUCAAGUACGCGAAUUUUCUGCUGCGGGAGAACGAGCUGUCGGAUUUGUUGGAUUGCCUGCGCGUGAAGAUGUGCCAGCCGAGAAAUUCCACGGAGAAGCUGAUAAUGGAAGAGCACAGUCGCAGAGGUGCGCACGCUAAGUGGAGCACUAUCUCGUUCAUGACGAUAUCGUACGCGACCGUGUUAGGCUUCGUCGUCACCCCAGCUAUAGAACUGCUCAAGGGAGGCGAGCGCGUGCUGCCGUUGAAGACAUACAUCCCGUACUCCGUGUCAAAUCUGCUUCCAUAUCUAGCUACUUAUCUGCAGCAAUUUCUGGCGCUGUUCUACGCAGUGAUGCUCAACGUUUCCUUCGACUGUCUCGUUUACGGCUUGAUGAUUCAAGCUUGCGCACAGAUCGAGCUGAUGUGCUGCCGAUUGACGGACGGGUUGAGGGGCGCCGGCGACGUCGCUUCCGGACGGAAGCCAGAUACGAACGCCUCGAUCGUCGAAUGCGUCAAGCAUCAUUUGCUCGUGAACGGUUUGGUAAAGAAGAUACGCGCGCUGUUCAUAUGGACGGUGAUGAUCUUCUUCUUCUUCAGUCUGCUCAUCGUGUGCACCAGUAUCUUCAUUCUGUCGAAGAAGAAACUGCUCAGCUUUGAGUUUCUUUCGAUAUUCUUGUACCUGAGUGGUAUGCUGCUUCAACUGUUCUAUUAUUGCUGGUACGGAAACGAGCUUGAGUUGAAGAGUAAAGGCAUCGCGGCCGCUAUUUAUUCCAGUGACUGGACAAUGGUGACACCGCGAGAGCGUAGAUUGCUGAUGUUUAUUAUGAUAACCAGUCAAAAAGGAAUAAUGUUCUCCUAUCACGGAGUAUUCGCGUUAUCUCUUAACACUUUUACUUUGAUUUGCAGGACUUCUUACUCGGCUUACAAUCUUCUACAGCGAGCGUCGAAUUAAUGAAUUGUUAUACUGUACAUAAUGAAAAAAAUAACAUUUA
Molecule: messenger RNA, 1305 nt
Organism: Vollenhovia emeryi
Lineage: Eukaryota; Metazoa; Arthropoda; Insecta; Hymenoptera; Formicidae
Product: odorant receptor 46a, isoform A-like
Exons: 6
Coding region: 102-1265 (387 amino acids)
Biological process (GO): detection of chemical stimulus involved in sensory perception of smell; sensory perception of smell
Cellular component (GO): plasma membrane
Molecular function (GO): olfactory receptor activity; odorant binding
Source: RefSeq, a predicted model, not a curated record